GGCCGGGCGGAGGCUGCCGGGGAGGGAAGAUGGCCACCACCAAGCGGGUGCUGUACGUGGGCGGGCUGGCCGAGGAGGUGGACGAGAAGGUGCUUCACGCCGCCUUCAUCCCCUUCGGAGACAUCACCGACAUCCAGAUCCCGCUGGACUACGAGACCGAAAAGCACCGAGGAUUUGCCUUCAUUGAAUUUGAGCUGGCAGAGGAUGCUGCAGCAGCUAUUGACAACAUGAAUGAGUCUGAGCUCUUUGGCAGGACAAUCCGUGUGAACUUGGCCAAGCCAAUGCGGAUUAAAGAAGGAUCGUCAAGGCCCGUCUGGUCGGACGACGACUGGCUCAAGAAGUUUUCGGGGAAGACUCUGGAGGAGAACACGGAGGAGGGGGGAGCAGAGGCCCCCAAGCCAGAAACGCAGGAGGGUGAACCCCCUGCUAAGAAAUCCCGAGCCAACCCUCAGGUUUACAUGGACAUCAAGAUUGACAACAAACCUGCCGGGCGGCUCCGGAUCCUCCUGCGCUCGGAUGUGGUACCCAUGACCGUAGAAAAUUUCCGCUGCCUCUGCACCCACGAGAAAGGCUUUGGCUUCAAAGGGAGCAGCUUCCACCGCAUCAUCCCCCAGUUCAUGUGUCAAGCUGGAGACUUCACCAACCACAACGGCACCGGAGGCAAAUCCAUCUAUGGGAAGAAGUUUGAUGAUGAGAACUUCAUUCUGAAGCACACGGGGCCAGGGCUGUUAUCGAUGGCAAACUCCGGCCCGAACACCAACGGCUCCCAGUUCUUCAUCACGUGCGAUAAAACAGAUUGGCUGGACGGGAAGCACGUGGUGUUCGGCGAGGUGACGGAGGGCAUGGACGUGGUGCGGCAGAUCGAGGCUCAAGGUACGAAAGACGGGAAGCCGAAGCAGAAGGUGAUCAUCUCGGACUGCGGGGAGUACGCGUGAGCUCGGCCCGCGCGCGCGCGCGCGGCGGGAUGGGGGCGGCCGGCUCCAGCCCAGCCGGGAGGCUCGGGGAGCCCCCGCGGGAGCAGCUCUGCUGGGGCGGCGGAUAAAGACUCUCUACUUAAUGAAAAAGAAUAAAACCUAGUUUUAAAAAUA
Molecule: messenger RNA, 1088 nt
Organism: Rhea pennata
Lineage: Eukaryota; Metazoa; Chordata; Aves; Rheiformes; Rheidae
Gene: PPIE
Product: peptidylprolyl isomerase E
Exons: 10
Coding region: 30-935 (301 amino acids)
Biological process (GO): protein folding; protein peptidyl-prolyl isomerization
Cellular component (GO): intracellular membrane-bounded organelle
Molecular function (GO): RNA binding; peptidyl-prolyl cis-trans isomerase activity
Source: RefSeq, a predicted model, not a curated record